AUGAGCACGACAUCAGAUCAUCUUAGUGCAGAAGACUUCAUAAGUCAACAAACUGUUUUAGAAAAGGAGGCGAGAGAAUUAAUGCCAUGGAAUCCAAAGAAAUGUACAUAUGAGAUGGGACCUUUGCGUCAGCAACUUUAUUCCUGUAGGACGCACAACAAUAUAGGAAUAUGCUAUUCAUGCUCAAUAAGAUGCCAUACUUCCUGUGAUAUUGUUGAACUAUUUUCCAAGAGGCAUUUCACGUGUGAUUGUGGGACAGAAAGGGACAGUAGGGUAAAAGAAAAGGACCAUAUCAAGUGUGAGAUAAGGAAGAACAUUGAAAAAGAUAUUUCCGCCAUGGAUAAUCUGUACGGUCAAAAUUUCAAAGGCCUGUUUUGUAAUUGUGCGCAAGAGUACGAUCCAGAUUCUGACGCCGUUAUGCUUCAGUGUAUACUCGGUUUAGAAUGUGACGAAGAUUGGUAUCAUGAUUAUUGCAUACUAGGCAAAACUGAAUCAGAGUCCAAAGAACUAAAGAGAACAAAAGAUGAAAACACAGGUGCAGGAGAAGCUGUUUUAGGCGGAUUUCCAAAAUUAGAGAGUUUCGAUGCCUUUAUUUGCUGGAAAUGUGUUUCCAAAUACGAAUACUUUUUCAGAAAGUUACAGUCACAUGAGUUAGCUGAUUCGAUUAUUGCCUGUAAAUUAGUGCGUUCAGAAAAAGAGAAUGAAGAUGAAUUAAACAGGCAUAAUAAAAGAAGUAUUUCCCCGGAGGAUGAUCAUAAUUUAAACGAAUACUCUAUUUUCCUGCAGAAUGAUUAUUCCAAAAAUUUUAAGAAAUUAAAAGGCACUCUAGAUAAAGAAAAAGAUAAGCAUUUAUACACAUUUUUGGAUCAAAUUGCGCCCUUUUUGAUUGAAAGUGAACCAAUACAUGAGCCCAAUGAAGACGAUGACGAACUUUCCAUUUUUGACCUGGCGACGCAAGCAUUACACAGAAAUGUUGAGCAGGAAAAUGCAGUGAAUGGUAUAUUGGCCUUUCAGGCACUGAAAUCGAAAUUAAAUGACUUUCUCAAGACUUUUGCAGAAAAAGGUGAAGUAGUAAAAGAAGAAGAUAUCAAAGGUUUUUUCCAAAAGUAA
Molecule: messenger RNA, 1110 nt
Organism: Kazachstania africana CBS 2517
Lineage: Eukaryota; Fungi; Ascomycota; Saccharomycetes; Saccharomycetales; Saccharomycetaceae
Exons: 1
Coding region: 1-1110 (369 amino acids)
Cellular component (GO): cytoplasm
Molecular function (GO): zinc ion binding; ubiquitin protein ligase activity
Source: RefSeq, a predicted model, not a curated record